AUGAUGUGAUAAAAAGUUUUUAAACGCUAACAAAUUUCACAACUUUCCAUAAAUAUAGUUCAGAAUUAAGAUUAAUUCUUAAUAAUUUUUGCUUUAAAUUAUAAAUAAUGAAUUUCUAUACACAGUCACUAAUUUAUGAUGGAACAAUAUAAUUUUUGUACCAGAUUUGUUCUAGUACUCAGUCAGCAUUCAGUGUUUAAACAUAAUCAGCCAUGUAAUUUGAUUGAUCAUGUUGAACUCAAACGACACAUAACAUGAUCAACAAUGCAUUACGUUCAGUUAUGGUUUGUUUCGUCGUAUGAUUGGUUUAUAACAACAUGUCUUCGACGAAUAAACAUGAUUCUGAUAAAGAUGAUGAAAUUGAACAAUGUAGAGUUGUCCCGGACGAAAAGUACAAAAAAUGGAAUAGUAACAUUGGUAGUGGUAAUAAAUUUGCAAGACGAGCUCGUUCAUUUAAAGAAGAUUUGUUGGAUAUUAUAUCAUCUGCAAUGCGAUCGCCUAGCCAUAGUACCAUCGGUUCCAGGAGUGGUUCUCCAAAAAAUGGUUUACCAAAGCAAAGACAUGCUUCAUCAGGAAGUAGUCCUAAGCGGUCUCUUAAUGACAUCGACUUUCAUGUUAGACAAGUUCAGAUAGCCUUAAGACAUUUCCUUGAUGUAGUAACAAAAAAUAAACUAGAAAUGUUACCGGGAAAUGGUACAGUAGUUUUAGAAACAGUAACAACAAUCUGUGGGGUAUUUAAAUCAUACGAUAUCAAUGAACAAAGUUCACUAGUUGUAUCUGCUUUAAAUCAAGUGUACCAAAGUGUAGCACAAUUGAUUAAGUUAUGUGAUGAUGUUCUCAUAUUUGGAGAAAAAGCAAUCAAUACAGAUAAUGUAUCAGAUAUACUGCGUUUGGUAGAGCUAGCUAUUCAGAACUUGGUAUCAUUAACUAAUGACAAACUUAACCACGGUGUACUUAAAACUGUAUACAAAGACGAGGAUUCAUUGAAACUUCCUGAUGAACUAAAACAAAGAGUUUCUUUACCAGAUAUACCAUUAACACCGAGGGAAAGAGAAAUAUUAGAACAAACGAGUAAUCAUUCUUUUGAUACGGUUGACUGUAACCCUCCUUCAAAGCCACCUUUACCUGAUCGAUCAUGGUUAAAAAAGACUGACCAAAAUAAUUCUCCUCCUCCUUUGCCACCAAAGCGUCGUACUGGACAUAAUAACACCAAGCAUACCCUAUGCAACUUAUCUUUAGAGCCGUUAAGCCUUUCUGAUAGAUCUUCAUCAAUAGGUUCGCUGGAUUCAAUUUUAAAUGAUGAUGAAGUUAAUAUUGUCAUGUGCAAUGAUGAUAGUUCUUUUUUAACUAAUGAUGCCAACCAUGUAUGUGGCUAUUGUAACUGUUCUUCCAGUUCUGCUUCAGUGGACCAAGGUAAUGAAAAACGAAUAUCUCCAUUUUCCGAGUAUCCGCCUCAACAUACAAUGGUAGAAAAGAAAACUGCAUUUAUUCAUCAGGCAUCUAAUCAAGUUUGGACACAUUCUAAAUCCACAACUAUACAUCAAAUCACUAAUAGAACCGUAGUAUCAAACGCAAUUAAUUGUUCAAUAUCAAAUGAUGAAAUUCCACCUCCGGUUCCAGAAAAAAAACGUAUAGUUAGACAAAGGCUGAGGUCUACUUAUGACAAUUUAUCUAUGGAUGAAAUGUCCACACAAUAUAACUUCCAUAGAAAUAACAGUCAUUGUAGUAUUCAAGCAUUAACUCAUACUGCAUCACUUGAUAAUCCUGCAGUUGAUCCUUCAAAUCCACCACCUUUGCCAUUGAAAAAGAAACAUAUGUUUCAUUCAGUGGCCUAUUCUGUAAUGGCAUACAUGGAAAUGUUUGGAAAUUGUACACAUGGAAAUACUACGGAAUUUCUACGUCAUUCUGUUCAUACAUACACAAUGCUUCAUCAAAGUAAUUGGCAUUCACCUCAAAAGUAUCAGAGUGAAAUCCAAAGUUAUAGUGUUGAAAAUUCUUGUCAACAGUAUUACUUUACCAAUGACUCUGAUCCACCAGCAUUACCACCUAAACGUGGUAAAAUAAUGACAUCUCCUUAUAGAGAACUAACACCACCGAAUUCUCCAAAUAAAGUAUACAUAACUGAAGUUAUAUCGACUCCAAUUCAAACUCAGUGUUUAGAAAUUCAGGAUAUUACACCAAGUACUACUGAACAACCUCUACAAACUGAUAUUAGCGAAGUUAACAUUAUGGAAGAAUUAAAUGUUUCUCAAUGGCUAGUAUUUAAAAAACCAGAAGAAGACGGACCACUUGUUCGAGGUGGACACGCUGAUGCUCUUGUAGUUCAUGCAACAAACGCAGUUAAAAAUGAUUUUAUGUAUCAAGAAGCGUUUUUAACAACAUAUAGGACAUUUAUAUCACCUUUAGAGUUAAUUCAAAAAUUAUGCAUGCGACACCAAAGGUUUCAAAACUCUGGUGAUUUGAAUAGGCAAAGAGCUGGUCGAGAAUCAUUUUCUUUGUUGGUCAGAGUAGUUAGUGAUUUAACUUUAACAGACUUAGACAAUGAAGUGCUGCAAAUUCUUAUGGAAUUUGUGUAUCAGCUAUUAUGUGCUGGGGAUUUAACUAUGGCAAAAGCACUUAGAGUGAAACUUUUGGAAAGGUAUCAGGCAAAAUUGGUGCAUAAUACUUCAAUAAAUGCCCUGUUACCAUCUCAAAAUAUAUACACUCGUCAAGCCACUUUGUUAGACUAUAAGACAGAACUUAUUGCCGAACAAAUGACAAUGUUGGAUUCAGAACUGUUUAUGAAAAUUGAGAUACCAGAAGUUUUAAUUUGGGUUAAGGAACAAAAUGAAGAGCGUAGUCCAAAUCUCACAGAAUUUACAGAACAUUUUAACAAAAUGUCCUACUGGGCGAGAUCGCGCAUACUAGAACAAAAUGAAGCUAAAGAACGUGAACGUUAUGUUUUAAAGUUUAUCAAAAUAAUGAAAAGCUUAAGAAAGAUGAAUAAUUUUAAUUCAUAUUUAGCCCUUUUAUCUGCUUUAGAUAGUGCACCAAUAAGACGUUUAGAAUGGCAAAAAUAUAUAACUGAAGGAUUAAAAGAAUACUGUGCUCUGAUUGAUAGCUCAUCAAGUUUUAGAGCUUAUAGACAAGCUUUAGCUGACACAAAUCCUCCUUGCAUCCCUUACAUAGGAUUAGUAUUACAAGAUUUAACAUUUGUACACAUUGGUAACAAUGAUUAUAUAUCAGACAAUAUAAUAAAUUUUUCCAAAAGAUGGCAACAGUUUAAUAUUGUUGAAAAUAUGAAGAGAUUUAAAAAAGGAUGCUACAAUUUCAAGAAACAUGAUCAUAUCAUUGCAUUCUUUAACAAUUUUGAUGAGUUUCUAUGUGAAGAAGCCAUGUGGCAAAUCAGUGAAAGCAUUAAGCCAAGAGGAAGUAAAAAAACUACUUAAAAGUAGUUAAAAAAAAAAGAUUUUAAAUUACAUAGCAAUUUAUAUUUAAAGCAGUCAUGAGAACAUUUUUGGUUGUACAAUGAUUUUAUGUGUUUUUCCAAAUGAAAACAUAAUUUUCUGGGGCAGUAAGUUUCAUAUAGCCUCUUAAAAUCUCAAAUACUUAUUGAAAAAUGAUACAGAUAGUACCUUAUAAAAUUAUAUUUUGUAAAUGUUCAGUAGUUUCCGAUUAACUUACCAAAAAAUGAUUAAUACUUUAGAGCUCCAACUUUUUCACAAAAGGCACACUAUUCAAACAAAAUGCAUGUUAUAAUGUACAACAAUUAACAACAAUCGCAAUAUUAAGUAAAUUAUUCGCAAUAACUUUAAUUUUCACAGUACAUUUAUGAUUUAAGUUGAAUUUUUAAUUAAAUUUGUUCAUUAAUAUAAAUAUUUUAAAUUUUAAUGCAAGGUUAACUCAACUGUUUUCCAAUUUUUUAUUUGUUACUCACAAUUUUUAUGAGCACUUCAAAUUUGAAAAAUAACAUAACACUAUACUUCACUGUGCACCACUUUGAACAUUGCUAUCAUAUUUGGAAAAAUAACAACAUGUACCUCGCGUCAUAGUGUAUGUAAUGAAACAAACUUGUGCAUUCAAUUUGCUUUUAAAAUUAUAUAUUUAGUAAAUUUGAAAUAUCUUAUUCUUUUUUGGUACCUAAUAUAUAAAUGUAUUAUCAUUAAAAUUAGAUCAAAUUUUAAAACUAACAAUUAACAAGGUCUUGAGUAAAAUAGAUUUUAGUAAAUAUCUAGUCAUUUUUCUAAAAAACAUUAUUUUAUUAAGCUAUGUUUUCUAGUUGAAAUUUUAUACAUGAUUAUUUUUUAACUAUUAAUAUUAUUAUUAAAUAGUCUUCUUUUUUAUUUAUAUGUAGUAAAGUUAAUUUAUUUUUUUUAUUUUUUUUCGGAAAUAUUGAAUAAAUUAUUACUAUGAGUAUUACUAAAUUCACUCAAUUUAUUUCCAACAUAGAACUAUCAUUUGUAUUUGCAAUUGACAUAUUUUUUUUAUUAAUCAAGUUAUUAUUUCUGAUUUGUAAAUUAUUUAUAAAAUUAAUUGUUGAAUACAAUCUAGAAGACCCAGGGGUCUUCAAUCUUUUACAUAUAGCGGGCUGCAUGUGUAAUAAAAACAUGUAUUAGUUUAUACAUGCUAUGCUUAAAAAGUGUUUGUUGGCCUCAAAUAAAGACCCCUGAUCUAGACUAUAUGUUAAUCACUGAUUAAACCGACCAUACUAUUAUAAACAUUUUAAAGUUUUAAAAAUAUUUUAUAUUCAUCUUUACAAACAAAGAAUGAAUCAUACUUAUUAUUACUUGUUACCAGGGACCUAAAAAUGUAAACAAUUAUAAUCUUAUGUAACAAAUGUUAUGUAUUUACAUAUAUACAUUAUGUUCUGGAAUAAAAUACAUUUGAACAUUAUAAAUUAAUUAUGUUCUGUAACAAAUUUUCAACAAUAUUUUUAAACAUUACUCUAAAACAAUGAUUCUAUAACGUUAUGAAUUUUUCUGAAAUAUAUUGAAUGAAUGUUAUACAUAAUAUAUGUUAUAUGUCAUAAAAAAGUUUGUCAUGUCAUAAAAACGAUAUUUAACAAAUCCAAAGCAUUCUGAACUAAUAAUUUUAUUAUUUUUGGAAUCCUUACUUAUUACAACUUAAUGAACCAAAUAUUAUAUUUGAAAGGUAUAACCAUUGGUGUUUUUGAUUGAUAUAACAAUAUAAUUGAAUCAAUAAAUAAUAAUAUUAUAUUAAUUAAACUAAAAUUAUAUAGUGGCUUGAAUUCAAUCAGUGUGUAAUAUAUUAUGUAGUAUAAAUCAUAUAUUAUAUUUAUAAAAAAAUUAGUUAAAAAUAAAACCAAAUAAUGUCAAUAUUGUUGAGGAUAGACAAUUUAUUAACAAUAUAUAAUAUUUACUUGAUGAAAAUAUAAUAGCAUUGAACAAUUUUAGUUCCUAUUUAUUUUAUUUUUUAUUUUUUUAAUAAAAUGACUAUUUAUUAUGUAUAAUACUUAAAUACAAUUAAAUAUAAUAUACUAUGUGUUUAAAAAUCUGAUUUAUACUAACAUUUAUUGUACAAAAAUUGUAAACCAACAAAACCGCUAUAGACAUAAUAAACCAAAAGAAGAUGAUGGAAUAAUUGUCUCAUGUAAAUGUAUAAUAAACAAUUAAAAUAGAGUAAAAUCUUUUGAAAACAAUUUGUCCAUACUUCAUAGUAUAAAAUGUAUUCAAUUAAUAAAUUAUAGCAAAAAAUAUGUUAGUCAGAAUAUGUAACAUUUUAAAUUAUAUUUGUAAAACUAUGAAUAGCAUUAAUUAAAAUAUGUAUAUGUUAGAAAUAAAAUACUAAUAUAUUCACCAUUAGUAUACUAUAAAGAUAAAGAUGAUUUAUUUAUGGUGACAUUGUUGUAUAUUUAUGUAUUCUUUUAAUGCAUUUGGGUUAUAAUAUAAUUAUAAGAAAAUGUGUUAUUUUCUAAAAGUGAUCAUACAUUUUUAUUUGUUUUAUAAGUUUUGCUAAAUUGCUUUUAGUAUUAAUUUCUGAAUUUUUGAACAAUAAACAUUUGUCAAAACAACUACAUGUAGAAACAUUGCUCUGCAUCACCUUACGCCCCCUUAUUAGUUAUUCAAAAUGGCAUAUCUUAUACUUUAAUAUAUUGUCACAAAUUUGUAUUGUUUGUUAUUGAUCAUAUCAUUAAAAUAAGACAAAUUAAUAAAUUUUACAUAAUUAUUAAUUAAUUGUUCACUCAUGUCAUCUAUUUAUUCAAUUAUUAAAUUGAAAUAUUUAUUAAUGAUGUGAUCUACAUUGCUACUAGAAAAAUGUUAGUUUUAAAUAAAUUUUUAUGUAACCCAAAUGUAGGAUUAUUGAAUUUAACUUGUUUCAAUAUUACUGUAAAAAAUAUGUACAAUCUACAUUUGGAAUAGAAAUACACCAUUAGUCAUCACAUUUAUUAUAUUAUAUAUCAAAUGUAUGAUUAUAUUAUAUAAUAGUGAAAAAUGUAUUUAACUUCAUUUAUUUGACCGGCCUUUACAUAAUUUAUGUAGCAGUAUUAAUAUGACUUAACAUUUGAAAUGCAAUUUUUUUAUGAUGUAGUUAAAUAUACAAAAAUAAAUCAAUAACAUGUAUAUUUUUUAUUCCUUGUUAAAAUAAAUUGUAUAUAUUAUGUUUGUAACUUGUUAAAAAAAAAAAGUGUUAUAGGUAUACAAUAUUUAUUUAU
This is a messenger RNA of Metopolophium dirhodum (rose-grain aphid), 6652 nucleotides long. It is a transcript of the gene C3G, whose product is annotated as guanine nucleotide-releasing factor 2. The transcript is spliced from 18 exons. Gene Ontology annotation, cellular component: plasma membrane. Gene Ontology annotation, molecular function: guanyl-nucleotide exchange factor activity. NCBI's taxonomy places the organism in Eukaryota, Metazoa, Arthropoda, Insecta, Hemiptera, Aphididae. The record is from RefSeq and is a predicted model, not a curated record. Bases 318 to 3428 code for a protein of 1036 amino acids. Gene Ontology annotation, biological process: Ras protein signal transduction; positive regulation of GTPase activity.